AUGAUGGACACAUUUCUCGAACGCGUCCGCCAUGACGCCGUCCAAAUAGGUGACCAUACGGAAGCUGCAUUGGCUGUAAUGCUCUUAUUUAGUGUUGUCACGUUACCACCAUUCGUGGGAAUUCGUAUCAUGUAUUCCAACUGCUGGUUCGUAUUCACAAUCAUUGCUCAUGUACUCGCAUCCAAGGCAGCGCUAGGUAUUGCCACGUCAAUGGGCAUUACCGUCAUGGCAGGCUGGUACGCUCUACGAGUGUUUGACCGCUACGCUUUUACUGCUAUCCUUAAUGGUUGGCUUGGGGUUUGGGCCAGCUCGCCUGUACUGGGCAUCAUCGCUCGUGUCGGUGAUUUUAUAGUGCAUCUACUUGUACCAAUGCUCUUAGUCUCUUGCUACCUCCCACUUGUUCGUGUAUGGAUGAGUAUACCAGCUUUAAUCUCAUCAAGACUAUGGAGUCACUUUGUGGUGGGAGGCGGCGUCUUUCCAAGGGCUGAUCACAUCUACCGCUUCUCACCGCCACGCUCACAACACUUUUGGAAUGCAGCUUACAAGAUGGAGCUCAUGCUGAACCUGCUCGUUCCUCUCUUCUGCGUCCUGGCUCACCAGAGAUCUUUCUGGGUUUAUGUCGUGACGGCAAUUGCAGGGGCCAUUCUCUUUUGCCUCCAAUUGAUCCGAUCGCUGUCUCUACCAAAGCUGCGAAAGAAUGCAAAGACGAUUAUGUGCCGACUAUUAUUUAGUGGCGGCGUCCGACCGAAUGUCGACUUUGUCGUCCGAGACGACUCCUUUUGGCUCGAUUGGAUGAGUGAGGGACUUGUGGCAAUUGGCGAAUCCUACGUGGGUUGUCUCUGGGCGACUAAUUCUGCGCGUACCUUAGACGAGGUGGUUGCUAGUCUGCUUACAAUUCCGAUGGAGGGCAGACAAGAUAUGUAUCGAUCAUGGAGCGCUCGUUUUGUGGCACUAGCAGCCCGAUUGUUUAACUAUCCACCGUCAUCCAUGGGUCUUGUUGUCGGUGCUGUCUCAGAGCAGUUUGAUCUUUGCCCAAAGUUUCGGCAAGUUUAUAUGGAUCGAUACUUCCACCAAGGCUUUGGCAUAUGGACUGCAGGAACAACCACCAUCAACACUGCACAAACCAACAAACUUGCUAAUUUAGGUCAGCUGCUAAAUAUUCAGAUUGGCCACACCGUCUUGGACAUUAGCAUCGGCUCAUGGGGAGGCACAGGCUGCUACCUCGCUCAAGAGUAUCCGGGUGCUAUCAUUGUAUGUGUGUUAUCUUCAGUUCAAGAAUUUGCACGUGCCAAGAAAUUUGCCCGUGAGCUUGAGGUCUUUGAUCAGAUGGAAUUCGUGCUUGCUGAGACACCAGAAAAAUUACUGACAACUUUGAGUAGCUUCCGCGCCUCCAAGUUCGACCGCAUCACGCUAUGUGGUGUCAUGGAAACGGUGCCCGACAAACACCGAACACGGUUUCUACGUACGCUAAAGCACAUUCAGACCGCACACGGUACGACACUGCUAGAAUUUAGUGCGUGUACGGCCGCGCAUAUGACGACGCACGCCUGGACGAACAAGUAUGUGCACAGUGCGUACCCUUGCUACGCUGUCACGUUGCAAUCGGUGCGUCGAAUCGCUCACGAGACUGGCUUUACGCUUUAUGACACGCUUGGCUACUCGGAACACUACGAACGCACAUUUCUCGAGUGGAACCGUCGAUUUCAAGCGCAAUGGGGUCACGACGUGACACCGCGUUCACUUGACCAGACAACUCCACUGCAAAACACACUAUUGCUUCCCGAGUCCUUUAAACGAACGUGGGAGUUUUAUUUGCUGCAUUUGGCUGCUUGUUAUCGUUCUGGUGCUCUUCAAGUGUUCCAGAUCCGCAUGGGUUAA
This is a messenger RNA of Peronospora belbahrii, 1878 nucleotides long. The record is from the annotation of a GenBank genome assembly. Lineage: Eukaryota; Oomycota; Peronosporomycetes; Peronosporales; Peronosporaceae.